Messenger RNA from Tympanuchus pallidicinctus (lesser prairie-chicken), 12750 nucleotides. RefSeq names its product tau tubulin kinase 1 (gene TTBK1). Gene Ontology annotation, molecular function: protein serine/threonine kinase activity; ATP binding. Gene Ontology annotation, cellular component: cytoplasm; nucleus. The record is from RefSeq and is a predicted model, not a curated record. The transcript is spliced from 10 exons. Bases 3402 to 6737 code for a protein of 1111 amino acids. NCBI's taxonomy places the organism in Eukaryota, Metazoa, Chordata, Aves, Galliformes, Phasianidae. Gene Ontology annotation, biological process: peptidyl-tyrosine phosphorylation; signal transduction; peptidyl-serine phosphorylation.
UUCAUUUUGUUUUGCUCUUUUGUUGUAUAUGGAAGUCUGAUUACACCUGGUUUUAUUUUUUUCCCCUCAUGAUAUGUUUGCUUUUCAGCAGGAUCAUGACAGCUAUCUAAAUGUGCUGCAGAAACCUAGAGCACUUGGGGUUUUGCUUAAGGGGUUGGCAGAUGGGUGGUACCAGAGACUGUGGUUUUGUCACUCUUGUGGCUUCAGAGGCAAAGGGAGGGGAGUUCUCUCAUCUGACACUUUUGACUCCAGAUUUUUCUGUUUAUUCAUUUCUAACUCCCCGUUGGACAAACUAUGCUGCUGUCAUUAAUAAUUCUGCAGUGUAGUACUGUUUAAAUUAGUAUCUCAAAAUGUAUGCGAAAGAUGAGGAAUUUGACUCCACAGUAGAUGUGGAGGUUCAAAUCACUGUGUCUCCUUUUAGGCCUAACCAAUGGAAGUAGAAAAUCCCUUGUACUUACCAGGAUGCUGGCUUUUUGUUUAUUUAAGGUUUCCUUUUUUUUUUCUUUUUACUCCAACUUUUCCAGCAAGUUAUUUCAGUCCAAGAUACAUCUCCAAGUGCUUCCUGUGAUCUGUGACACUUCCUUCCUCCCCUUAGCCUCUUCUCUCUGGUCUGCGCUAGCUUUCCUUUCAUUUUCUUACUGUUGGAAAUCCCUUUCCUAUUUCCAUGACUGAUUAACUGAUCCUAGAUGACAACAGUCCUGCCAGAGGCGAAGGUGGUGGGUCUCAUGAGAUGUUUGCACAGGUUGGGGAGGAACCAGUAGUCAUGUUCUAUUAGAAUACCACAGGAGUAAGAAACAGCAGGAGGAAAGUAACUGGCAUCCAAAUGUAAGUUAUUAGGAAUGGAGAUGGAGAUCAGGGCCUUCAAAGUUAGCAAUCUACAGAACAAUGAGAUGAGAGAAAAAGUUUCAAUGUGUAGGAAGAAAGGUAGUGUAAGAAGCAAAGAUUCUGGUUCAUGAUGAAAUAGGAAUGUUCCUGAAUUAAAGUGAGCAUUUACAAGAAAGGUAAAUUUAAUUUGAAUCAUAAGGGAGACAGAAUUGGCCCUUUUAAUACAGGUGGUCAGAAGUGUUUAAAAUGCAGAAUGAGGAAAUGUUCACGGGUGCAAAGCAGGACACAAUUUGGGAAAAUGUACCCACUUUGUACAUGGGUUACUCUGAAAGUAAUGUCUCCUAUUUAUUUCCUAAUGGAAACUACAACAGACACAAAGGAAAAUAUAACACAAAACUCUCAGCUGCAAAGCAUUGUUUUUUUCAACAAGGUCAGCACCUACAUGCCUUUGCAAGUGACCAGGAGCCUGCAAUUCAUGCUUAUAAAAAUCUGCACCACUGUUUCACGGCUGUUCUGACAAUGUCAUUGCUAGGAAAAUGUUGUCCAUGUUGUUCAUCUUUAAUUGAACUGAAUAGAUGGAAGUCAGAAGGCACCAAAUCCAGACUGUACUGUGGGUGGCUGUGGUAGGAUAGUCCAGCCAAGCUGUUCUCCAUCGUCUUCAGAUUGGUAUGGGGCCUGACAUUAUUGCGUUGGAAGAGAAAGGUUGUCUUCUUUUCUGGCCUGAUCCUGGAAGUUCAAGCCUUCAGCUUAAUCAGCAUAAUCAGCAUUACAACUUGAUAGUUUGUCAAGGUUCCAGGAAAUUCAGGAGGAUCAUCACUUUCCUAUCACAAAAUACACUGCACAUGGCCUUAGCUGCUGGGGCUGUCUUGAACUUUUUCUUCAAUGGGGAGUUCACAUGUUGCCACUCUGUGGACUGCUGUUUUGACUCUGGUGGUGACACCAUGUUUCACCACGCUAAUGAUGUGAUUCAGAAAACUGUAAUCUUCAGCCUCGUUUCAAUAGGUGCUGACAAACUCUACACAGUGUUGUUUCUGUUCCUGUGUGAGCGUUCAUUGUGCCUACCUGGUGCAAACUUCUGUGAUAUUCCUAUGUUGUCACCAUCAUUUCUAGUACACUGAAGCCGAUAUUCAGCUCCAUGUGCAGUUCCCUGGUUGUAAUCUAUCAGUUCACAUGGAUGAACUGAUCAAGACCUUCAUUUUGUUGUGUGACAGCUGGGCAUGGCCAUCCAAAAAGUGGUUUAUUUUUCAAAUCACUGUUGUUACUGCUUAAACACACCUGACUGUGCUCACAUCCACUGUUUGGUCUCUUUAAAUGUGAAGCAAGCAGCAACUGAAUGUGGGUGCCAUUUUUCCCACGUGGGGGAAUUCAGUUCCACCCCUGCUUCAUACGCACUUCCAUGUCAGACACAGUCUGUCCCGUGGCGACAAAAUGUAGUGGGACAUUGGUGGGAAUGUUCAACCUCUACUGCCAUACCAGCAACAUGUACCUCUGGUGUCAUGGGACAGUGUAACAAAAUAGGAGCCAUUACUUUUGGAGCAGCCUUCAUACAUGAUGCUGUCAGUUUUCUGUGUUGUAGUACAUUGCCCAUAUAUUGAAAGGAACACAGUGUAACUGAGACACUGCAGUGCACUACAUAUCUCUGUCAUCUCCCUGACAGCUCUGUGUAAUAAAUUACUUUUGCACACAGUCUGAAUUCAGGGGACAUGCUUUAUCAUGAAUGACGUUUUUCAUAGUAAUACUGAUGUGGGAAAAAAUUUUAAAAAGUCAUCAGCUUGUUAGCUUCUUAUUUUCCUGUUAGUUGGAGGAUUUUUGUCAGUUAUGCUAUACACGAUUCCACAGUCUGUCAGAACUUGCAGAAUUUCAGUUCUGUGUCUGGUGUGGACAGCUCUGGACAGCUGGGAUGCUUUAUCCAGGCCAUUCUUCACUGCUGGGCAAUGUGGUGGUGAGAUGUGUUUCUUUUUUUUUUAAACAUGAAGUGAGGUAUGCAAAGAGAUCAGAAGAACUAAUAUCAGUGAAUUCAGAAGAUAAGUCAGCAGUUGGGUAGGCAGGAGCACUUACUGUUCGGAUGGAAAAUAAGUUAUCUCCUGCUUUCCCCAGUCAUGGGAACAUUUGAUUGCAGUAUUUAGUGACCCAGUUGAAAAACAAAACUAAUUGUCUCAUGACUGGCAGGGUUAAAUGUGGAGGGAAAGCCUUUAGGAGGAAAAAAUUGUUAACAUACAUAACGUUUAUCUGUUUUGUUUAAAGUUCUGAACAACCUGUCAAAACAAUUGCGAAGUCUUGCAGUGAUCUCCUGCAGGCAGCAAAUCAGAGAGGACUGGGGAGAGAGCUUAUUGGAUUCAGCUGCAGGUCUGGCUUGUGAACUGUUUCAUAGCAGUUGCUGGGCAGAAGCUUGGUUAAAUGAUGGGUGAGCAUUUGUUUCUAUUCUGAAAGAAAAGAACAAACUUGCAAACUGCCUGGGAUCUGUUUUUGGAAUAGAUAUAAUUAAAGAGAGUACUCUGUUACUAACACCUCGCAACGUUGCUGGUUUUCGAGGAACGGUCCGUUACGCUUCAGUGAACGCACAUAAAAACCGAGAGAUGGGUAGGCAUGAUGAUCUGUGGUCCCUCUUCUACAUGUUGGUGGAGUUUGCAGUUGGUCAGCUUCCAUGGAGAAAGAUCAAAGAUAAGGAGCAAGUUGGCAUGAUAAAAGAAAAGUAUGAACAUCGAAUGCUGUUAAAACACAUGCCUUCAGAGUUCCACCUUUUUCUGGAUCAUAUUGCAAGCUUAGACUACUUCACCAAGCCAGACUAUCAGCUAAUCAUGUCCGUGUUUGAGAACAGUAUGAAAGAAAGAGGCAUCACUGAAAAUGAAGCUUUUGACUGGGAGAAGGCUGGUACAGAUGUCUUGUUGUCCACUAGCACUUCUACUCCACCACAGCAAAACACCAGGCAAACAGCAGCCAUGUUUGGGGUGGUUAAUGUCACUCCAGUACCAGGAGAUUUGCUUCGUGAGAACACCGAGGACGUCCUGCAGGGUGAACAUCUGAGUGAUCAAGAGAAUGCUCCUCCCAUCCUGUCAGGCCGGCCAGCAGAAGGUCUUGGCCAGACACCAAACACUGCUUUCAAUGAGGCUGAAGUUUGGGAAGAGACGGAUGUGAAUCGCAACAAACUCAGGAUCAGCAUCAGCAAAACUCAGUGCAUGGUGGAAGAAGAUCAGAGAAAUGGGGUCUGUCCCAGCUCCCCUGUCCGAGUGCCUCCAGAGUCCCCUACCGCACAGGCGCGCUCCCUGCGAUAUCGCCGUGUGAACAGCCCUGAGUCCGAACGCCUCUCUACAGCUGACGGCAAAGCAGAUCUACAUGAAAGAAGAUCACGAAUGGAUUUGCCUGGCUCUCCAUCACGGCUUGUGUGCUCCUCCCAGCCAGCCCAGAUGCUGUCCAUUGACACUGGCCAGGCUGACCGGCAGGCAAGCGGUCGGAUGGAUGUGUCUGCUUCAGUGGAACAUGAAGCCCUCAGCAAUGCUUUCCGCUCAGUGCCGCUUGCGGAGGAGGAGGACUUUGAUAGCAAGGAGUGGGUUAUCAUUGAUAAGGAGACAGAGCUGAAGGACUUUCAUCCAGGUGCUGAGCCAAGCACCUCUGGUACCACAGAUGAGGAGCCUGAGGAGCUAAGACCUAUUGAAGACGGUGAGGAGAGAAGGCGCUUGGGCGCAGACGCUGCAGUCAGGCCGAAGACUCACGAUGGGCGAAGUCGGGGUAUGCAGCCUGUGACUGAGGAGGACAGUUCCCACAGACAUGAAGGACCUUCUCAAACAGUAUCUGACAGUAAACAUGAACAGCAGACAGGAAGUCCAGCCCACUCCCCCCUACACUCAGCACCAGCUAUCCGACAAAGGAGACGAGAAUCUGAACCUACUGGUCCUCAGAGACAGGCAUAUACACUGAAGUCGUUUGAAAUGAAUGGUCUGCCCAAGGCAGUGCCUUUAAGUUUGCCUUAUCAAGACUUCAGAAAAGACAUGUUAGAGUACUGGGAAAAGGCUAAGUUAUCCCAGCGGAUAAAGAGAGUUGAUUUCUCAAAUGUUGUCUUGACUGCUCCUUGCAAACCCCUGGAGCCUUACCUGGAAAUGAAUGGCAAAGAGGAGGAGGAAGAGGACGAGGAAGAAGAUGAAGAUGAGGAAGAAGAUGAAGAGGAUGUGGAGGAGGAAGGGGAUGAAAUUGACAUGCACAGUGGUUCCAGCAGUGAUCUGAGUCAAAAAAGCACAGAGCGCAGCCAGGAGUGCGCACCAUCCACUCUCCUGGCUGAUGACCAGAAGGGAUCCAAGGGUCGAGCUUCCAUGGCUGAUGGGGACUUGGAACUGGAGGAGGGCUCAAAAACACUGGUGCUGUUUUCACCAGGUGAUCUGAAAAAAUCUCCAGUGACCACAGACUUGCCUCCAGAAGUUGAUCUGGGGACACUUGCUGCACUGACACCUCAGAGCGAACGGCCGCAGCCAAUGGGUAGCCAACUAGACGUGUCUGAGCCAGGGACCCUGUCCUCAGUCCUUAAAUCUGAACCAAAGCCUCCCGUGGCAGUGGCUACAGCUUCCUCCCCAUUUACCAAAGUCGAGCGCACAUUUGUUCACAUAGCAGAAAAGACCCACCUAAAUGUCAUGUCUUCCAGCGGCCAGCUGAUGAGGCAUGAGGAAUACUGCCCUCCGGGACAGUUUGAAGAGGUCAUUAUUGAAGAGGAGCUGGAAGACAAUCUGGCGUUGGUAGAGAACGGAAGCAUCCAUUCGGGAUUAGAAGGGGCAGAGACAGAGAGCUGUGCACUUUCUGCUAAUCCCAUUGAAACCACCUCAGAAACAGUGGGGGAGCAGCUGUCAGUCCCCAAUGUAGCAAAGCCUCCUGAGGAUAAAGCAGAGUCCUCUGACAAUGUGGCACUCUCGCUGGAUUUGGAAGAGUCUGCCAAGGUGGUCACGAGAGAGCCUGACGUUGAGAAGCCAGCAUCGGUAGCGGAACACCUGAAGCCAGCAGAGACCCUCCCUGAUGCUCCACAGCAGGGCCCCAGGAGACCUCUGGGCUCCAGGUAUAGAAGUCGGAUCCCCAUUUUAUUCUCUGAGGAGGACACUGGCUCAGAUCUUUCAACUUCACUCUCAGCCAAAGAGAGGCUUUAUAAGAGGGCAAAGCAACCUGAUCUGGCUCGUUUAGUGAUGGAGAAGAGACAAAACUGCCUCCUUAGGCUGGCUUCGGGGGCCUCCUCCUCAGCAUCCUCCAGUGACGAGAGGCGGCGGGCUUCAGAAACCCUGUCAGCCACUGGUUCUGAGGAGGACACCCAUGACUCUGAUGACUCCAUCCCAAGAAAGGCAGGGAAGAAAGCUGCCCUCCUGGGGAGAGAAGAGAAACUCAUAAGCACAAGGAGUAGAAUUCCUCGGCCCAUCACACCUGUGAAAACACCGCUAGAGACAAUGAAGUCUGAGAGCUCCACAGCCGUUGUGAUGGCAGUGCUUUCCCAGCAGGAUGCGGCUGUUGCCUACAGGCUCCAGGCACAGAGAGCAGCUGCAAGUGUCCCAAACGACUACCGAGCAAUGCAGAUACAAAGCCGGCUUCCUCCUUCACCAAGUUCCACAUCUCUUCCUCCACGAAGCAGCACACAGAGGUCCAGCUACGCAUCCCCUCGGAGCCCUGUCCUUCCUUCCAAAACCCCCACUGCUUCCCCAAGAAGCCAGUUGUUGCCUCGGAGGGAAAACCCUUCUCCCUGCAGGCAGCAUAAGCCAGGGACUGCUCUCCAGCGAGUUCCACCUUCCCCCCGACCUCAGCCCCAGGCUCAGGCCCUGGGACCAACAGGAGACUCCCUGCCCUCUCCCGGCACGGCCAAAAAACGGCAAAGAGGAAAAACCCAGACUCAGAGUCCAGCAACCAAAGGAAAGCAGGUGUCCCUGGAAAGUAAGGCAGCUGCCAGAUAAUGACCUUCUGCCAACCCACAGACUGGGUAACUUCUGCAUAUAGUAUACACUUGAGAUGCUGCAGCACAGCCUUCCAUGCCGGAACCACGAGUGUAUAGCAGUAGCUGUACUUCAAUGCUUCACUCACUCUCACCCCACACAGUUGUGAUCAGCUCCCACAGGCCUGAGAGCCUCUGAGCCACAGAGCCUUCUUCGAGGGAAACAUCCAGUCCGCAGCUCACGCUUGCUAAUGCACAGCGACCCUGGCAGCCUGCCUAGUGCCUGACCCCCUACUCCCCAGGCAAUCCCCUCUCUCUGUUGGCAAUACCUGUCGCCAAUACUGACCCUGGCUUUGGAAAGAGGAGUGGAAGUGUUGAGAGCCUGCUGGGGAGGAAGGCUCCUGUCCUGCAGGCAGCCCUUGCUCUCUCUUUGCUGGGAAAACACCAGCCCUGGCUGCCAACGGCUGAGUGUUGGCUCCUCUCCUGCAACCUGUGUUAGUGAGGGCUUGUCACCAGCCCAGCUCAGAGUGAUGGGUGUGUUGUCAUGCGCUGAGAAAAGGGCAGGAGAGGGCUGGAGGAGCUUUGCUCUCCUUUUUCCACAAGGGCCUCUGCAGGCAGGAGUGGGGCAAAGGCUGCCCUUGUAGAUGCUCCUGCCUGCUCCAGGGUGUCCUGCAGAGCUGUUUCAGCAGCCGCUUGUGGGGCAGGUAUUGAGUUGAAAGUAGGGAUGUAUGGGCAGCUUGCUGGGAAAUCCAGAGCACUAGCAUGUGCUGUGGAAGGGAGCACUCUGCAGCCACUUCUGUCUCAGAUACUGAACUGUGACCUGUGGAAACCACAUCUUCUGACAUGGGUGGUUCCUCUCAGCCUGAGUGUGGUUGGUGCCACAGUUCUGUAGGCCACCCAAACACAGCUCCAUCCUGAAGAUGUGAAUAGUCACUGGAUGCCUUCAGCUCGGGUGCCCCCUGCACCUAAAUUCCUUGUGCUUUAUUGUCACGUUCUUGGUGUUUGUGAAUUUUGGCACUGUCGUUGAAGGUUCCCUUACUCAGCAGGAGGGAAGUAAUUAUCCUGUAGUAUACUCUAAAGCUGCUGCUUUGCAAGGAGAGUUUUGCUGGUAUGCUGUGGGUAUCCUGUGCAUUUCUCAUCGGGAUAUCGGGUUUGUGUCCUUCUCGUGCUCAGCUCUUCCACACAUUGCCUAACAACCAACAAUGUGAACACAAAAGCAAGGGCUGUGCUCUUAAAUAAUAUUACCAAAACGUAAGCUUAGCUCUCACUUAGCACGCCAACUUUUUAGCUACCCAGUUAAUUAGGGUGGUUUGAAAAUUCAAGCCAGGAGGACUGAUAAUUGCCAGAGCCUGAUAAGAUCUUGAAAUGGUCACAAAUUCUUCCCUGCAUUGCACAGGGGGAAACAAUAUAGACCCAAAUCCUUGGGGCUUCAUGCCACUGUCACACCUAAAAGAAGUUUUGCAUAAGGCAGAACAAAACAAUGGCUGCUCUGCCCACCCAACUCCUGCAGCUGCAACUAGCAGCUUCAGAAAAGAUUUGCAGACAAAAAAGCUUGAUGGAAGAAUCCUAUGGUAGUAACUGACUCAUUCGAAUGUAUUUACAGUCAAAUUCAUGGUCAUCCAGUCCAAGGAAUCCCAACUUUCUGUUUCAGAGUGGUUCUACAGGAACGUGCAUGGAUCAUGAGAGCUGUGACGGAGUGGCAGGGAGAACAGGAUACUCCUGGGACAUCAGAACAGGGAAAUGUCUGAAAACAAGUGAUGGGACUUACCUCUCUACACAACAGUUCCAGUGUUGACAAUGCUAGGAACUUAUUUCAUACAGUUCAAAACGUUUGGUGUUUUCCUUAAAAGUCACUCACCCUUGUAGAGUAAGCAGAGCUUCUCAUCCGAGAACAAAUCCCAGCUCUCAUAUUUGCAGAGGGGCACUGAGAAUUCCACGCUCAGGUUGUGGUUUGAGGGACUGAGAUGACUUAACCAAUGAUGACAGUGGUCCCUCCAACUUGCAGUCCCCUCCCGUAUCCUAGGGCAGCUGUUCAGUAAGGUGGCUGGAGAUAGGGAUCCAGUGUGACAACAAGUGCUCUGGUUUGCUGGGUUAGUUUUCAUCUGUUCAUCCAUCAGGUUCAGCAUUUGAUCACACAAAUGCUUCUGCCAAAAGUGGAGGAAAGAGUAGAUAGUAAAUUCUACUACUUCUUCUGCGGGCACAAUGACUUCAUGUGAGUUUGGAGUCUGGUCCAACUGCAGCCUAAAUAUGUCCUGAGAGUUUUGAAACUAGAAAACAAAAUAAACCCAAAUACACAGAUUCUUUCUGGAAAUAUAAAUGGUAAUGGCACUCCUAUUAAUUUGUCAGCAGACUGUUCAUUUUAGAGUGCUUAGAUAAUAAGAUUUUGACAGUGAAGCCAUUACCAGAUACUUUAUCCAGGUCUUACAUGCACAUGCCAAAAAGGCAUCGAAGGAGCAGGAAACGAGUGCUAUGGGGCUAUUUGCAGGAUUAGCAAACCCAUUUUGUCAUGGGAGGCCAGUGAAGCACAAUUAUUGUAUUUGUUCAAGAGAAAGUUUAAAUUAGAAUUGUCCAUGGCCCAGCUGUACCAUGUCAAAAAGGAAUCUGAAAGAAGAAUGCCAGUGAAUGAUUUCCAGCAUGGGAGACAGCAGCCUGUCUCCAUGUUGUGUGAUAGGGCUGGGCUGAUGCUGCAGCUGGAUCUGUAGUACUGUCCUGCACUGUCUAUCCUGAGUCAUCAGGUCCAUUGGCACUGAGAGCUGUCUGGCUGCAGCAGGGUUGAAAGCCAGAGCAGGAGCUGCUGGCUGCUGCCACUGACAGGCUCCCAAGGUUGUUCCUGCACAGCCUGGCUGUCCCCGUGUGUCCCACAGGCUUGGAGCUCCAGACCUGUCCCCUUUCCCAGUGGCAAAUGAUGCUGUGAUGUUACAGGUAAAAUGCUUCACAUUGCCUCUUACUGUCCUUCACUGUACUAUUUUUUACUGAGAUUAUUUUUUACAGGAGCUUCAGUGCUGAGUUCAUUCAGUCAAGUGAUUAAAAUAAUUUGCUCAUUUGCUAAAUUUGGCAGUGCAAAGAGUCAGGCUUCGUGCAAGCACUGCUCAGCAGCCACUAAAUGUCAGUAUGUUAUCAACAUUAUUCUCAACCAAAUCCAAAACACGACACCACACCAGCCACUACAAAGGGAGCUAACUGUACCCCAGCCCAAACCAGGACACUUGCUUUCUGUUCCAGGUGUUGGCAGGGACACUCUGGAAAGCUUCUGCCAUACAAAAGCUGCUCUGGGUCUGUUUACUCUGAUUUUCAAAGUUCUGCCCUUCAGAAGUGAGCAUGACCCCAGGGACUGCUGUCACUUGGGGCUGCUUGGUUCUCUGGAGAGGAGAGUUUGCUGGUGAUACUUCCCAUGAAAAGAGUCCUUCAAAAGGGGCUGGGAACUGUGGGUCUCUCAUCCUGUUCUCUGCCCCACAAGCCAGGAGCGCAUCUGUCAUAGUCGGGUCAAAUGCAGCAGAUCAUGUUUGAGGGGUUGUUCUGUUAGGGCAGAUGGCUGAUACAAGAUGAUGUGGCUAGGGGUGGGUCUGAAGGAUAGUUCUCAGCACCAAGCUAAUAUGACAGUGGAUUGUAUGAGCAAAAAGAGCACUAGGGACUGUCAAGAGAGUGUCACGGAAGGGCACAGACGCGUGGCUGGAGACACUAAGCUGGCUUUGGUUGGCGGCACGGACACUGGCUUGUCUUGGUGCAAAAGGUGUUUCAGUGACAGACAUUUUUGGGUCGUGCUUGGGGUUUGCAAGAGGCAGGACACUUGGCUUGUCCUUUCUAAGUAGAGAGUAUUACUAUAUAUAUAUAUAUAUAUAAAUUAUAAGAAUAUAAUAUAAGUAGUGCCCAUUAUAUAUUGUGGCUAAAGGUUGAAAAGGAUCCUGCAGCCUUCAGAGAGGCACUGUGUGUCCCUGCUGUGUCCAGGGCUGUCCCUGUGCCGUGGGUGCAGAUGGAGGAGCAGGGUACCACCACUGAAGCACACGGGAGCUGUGAGGCUCUGCUCACCAGGGGCCAACACACAGUGGUGUGGGUGGCCAUCCGAGCUGUCAUAACCAUCUUGUGUGGCAUUGAUCUGGGUCUGGAGACUGAGUGGUGGCCUUUCAUUAACAGAAGCGUGGUUUACUUGGGGUAACAGUGUCUUUGGUGUUACUCCUUUCCAACACAGAGCUAUUUUCUCAGUGUAAAUCUCUGUAAUAAGAUGGUUCCGCAUCUGCUUACAGCCUGAACAGCUCCAGCAGUAGCUCAGUGGCCCCUUAGCACACUUCUUUCUUCCCUGUACAAUUUACUGUCUCAUGGCAUGAUCCCACCACUAUCCCACGUGCAAGGACACGGAUGUCCACUGGAGGCCUUGCUCCAUGCAUCCACAAACUGCAGUCAAAUGAAUCUUGCAAACACAAUAAAAGUCCCGUUGUGGAUCUGAUGAGUUUGGUUUCCAACGAGCUUCUUCUGGCUUCACUGCAAUGUGCCCAUGCUUGAUCUGCUGCAUUCACAAAGCAUGUGGAGACCACCUGGGCACCUGUGAUCACGUCUGUUUCCCAGCAGCUGCACACAAGAGGAGAGCUUGGGUUUCUGCUCAGGUCCUUUUCUCUUCUGUGUGCUGUGUCACCAACAGCAGGGUGGGUGCCCACGUGCUCCCUGCUUGCUGGCUCCAGGGUCCUCUGCAGAACCCCAAAUGGCUUUUUGCUCUCCCUCAGCCUCUUGCUGACCACUGAAGGGCUGGGACUGUGCUAGCAGGAAAGCAGAACCAGCUGACAUUCAGAUAAGUUGACAGCAUCUGCAUGAGCUUUGGGUCUUGCAUCUUUGUGAUGCUAGAAAACAGCCCUGGUUCCAGGCUGCGCUGGUCCAUGGUCUCAGGCACAGCCAGGACACUACGAAGUGGCAGCAAUUUGCACACUACAGCUCUCCCAUCCCCUCAUUUGUAGCUUCCCUCCUCUAGUAAAUCUGGUCUGCAGUCACUCUAUGACCCCUGCAGAUCAGUCCCUCCCCGUCUGGGUCUUCGUAGCUGUCCUGGAUGUCUGCACAACUCAAGGAACACCUGGCCCCUUUGCAGGCUGCUGCUCUGGGAUAUGAGGAGCAUUUCCCCUUCUAUUUCUGGAGCUGCAAAUGUCUGCAGAGGAGGCUUAAGGCAGACAUUGAUGCCUUCUGUGCUAAAAGGAGGAAGGGAGCUACCAUGGCAGAUCCACUGGGUUCCUGGCAGGGACUGUGGUGUGAGCACAUCCUCCCUAUAACUCCUGAACCAGAAUGAGCAGAAGGCUUGAGAUUUCAGCUUGCCUCACCUCUACCCCAGCUGCAAGGAGGAGGCAGGGGCUGGUGGCACUCGGGGACAUGGCUGCAAAGGCAGAGGCUCCCAGACUGGCAUCUGCAGGUGGUGUGAAGAGCUCUGCAGGGCAUGGGGUUAGGCAAGGAGUCCGCAUUUUAAACCAGCCCAUGCAUGAGAACCGGUGUGAGGGACACUGCUGUCCUGUGCAACCUGGGCUGCUGCUUCUCCGGACAGGAAUUGGAGCUGAAAAUACAGAUAAUUUUGUAAAUCUCCUUUUAACACAUUAGCAUGGGACUCUACACUCAGACAUCACAGCUGGCACACCGACGUUGAUUUCCUUCACCUCCAACACAGUCCGACAAAGCCUUUUGGCCCAGAGACAGGACUCUUGCUCUUUGGUACUGUCUGGGAACGUGACUGGGUCCCAAGGCUGAACCUCUACAUAUCUCCUUUGCAUUCUUUAGGAAAGCAGCUCGAGAAUGUUUACACACUGCAAACAGAAUGUACAACUCUGACCAGGAACCACAAUCCGGUUCAACUGCAUGGCAAAUUUCUUGGCCAUCGAAUCAGGCAUGCAUCACAGAGGCCCCGUCUGUGUACAGAUCCACCUGGCAUUGCUCAUACCUUCAGAUCACGUCUUAAAAAGAAUAUACGAUGAUGCCAUUUCUUGUUCAUACCAGACACAGUUGUCAUUAGAUUUAUUAUUAACGGGGGGAUUCUUGAUCAUGCCAUUAAAAGCCUGUCUACCUUUUCA